CGAGCUUCCGGGGGCGGGGCGAGGCCAGCGCUGGUUGGCCGGCUUCGGGCGGAAGUCGGGAGGGUCGGUGGUCCGAAGACGCUGGCUUGUGACAGGGCGGGGUAGAAGGAAGGCCUACAUAAAGGUUGCCUCUCCAUCCCUUCGCUCCCGGGGACCCUCGGAAAAAACCCAACACCCCGGCCCCGCGGCUAGCCCCUUCCCCCAGGCUCUCUCCGCUCGAUUUCGCCACCGUUAUGUGGGAAGCGAAUCCGCAGCCAGUCAACUUUAAAACAUGAAGGAAAAAUCCAGAACAUAAUCAUAAAGCAUUCCUUGGAGAAGUUUCCAAACAUGAAUAAAAAAUAACAAGCCCCCUUCAUUGAGCUCAGGAGAUGUUUCACAAAGCAGAAGAAUUCUUACCCAAGAGGACGGAUAGCGAUAUGGAUGAGAUGGACACGUCAGACACCCAGUGGGGCUGGUUUUACCUGGCGGAGUGCGGGAAGUGGCACAUGUUUCAGCCGGAUACCAACAUUCAGUGUUCAGUUAGCAGUGAAGAUAUCGAAAAAAGCUUCAAAACAAACCCUUGUGGCUCCAUUUCUUUUACUACUUCCAAAUUCAGCUACAAGAUAGACUUUGCAGAGAUGAAGCAAAUGAAUCUCAUCACUGGAAAACAGCGCUUAAUAAAAAGAGCCCCCUUUUCUAUCAGUGCUUUCAGUUACAUCUGUGAAAAUGAGGCCAUCCCCAUGCCCCCACACUGGGAGAAUGUGAACACCGAUGUGCCCUAUCAGCUGGUUCCUUUGCACAGUCAAACACAUGAGUAUAACGAAGUUGCCAGUCUCUUUGGGAAAACAAUGGACCGCAGCAGAAUUAAAAGAAUUCAGAGAAUUCAGAACCUGGACUUGUGGGAGUUCUUCUGCAGGAAAAAGGCUCAACUCAAGAAAAAACGAGGCGUGCCUCAGAUUAAUGAACAAAUGCUCUUUCAUGGUACCAGCAGUGAAUUCGUGGAAGCAAUUUGCAUUCAUAACUUUGACUGGAGAAUAAAUGGUAUACAUGGUGCUCUCUUUGGGAAAGGAACCUAUUUUGCUAGAGAUGCUAUUUACUCCAGUCGCUUCUGCAAAGACGACAUAAAACAUGGAAACACAUUCCAAAUUCAUGGCGUAAGCUUGCAACAGCGGCAUCUGUUUAGAACGUAUAAAUCUAUGUUUCUUGCUCGAGUGCUAAUUGGAGAUUACAUAAACGGAGACUCCAAAUACAUGCGACCUCCUUCCAAAGACGGGAGCUAUGUGAAUUUAUAUGACAGCUGUGUGGAUGAUACCUGGGACCCAAAGAUCUUUGUGGUGUUUGACGCCAACCAGAUCUAUCCUGAGUACUUAAUAGACUUUUAUUGAUUUUACUUACAAAUCUCAGUGGUCAAGGAAGUUCUGUGCUUUUUUUGCAGGAAGAUUUGCUCUCCUGUCAUCUAGCCACUAAAUGUUCACUAUCUGAUACUUUUGAAACAGAUAUGAAAAAAAAGUGGCCUCCAUAUAAAAAGACAUACUGACUUUAAGGUUGGUUUUUUGUUGUUUUGUUUUUGUUCGUUGCUCGUAGUCUUGUUUGUUAAAGAUUGAUACAAUACCAUUGCCAUUUUAACACAGAGGCGAAAGGUAGCACUCAAAACUAAAUCAGCUGAGUCUCAAUUAAUAUGAUCAUUCAGAGUCUGUAAAGUUUACAUGUGUGUUAUAUUUAUUCAUAUAUAUAUAUAUGUCCAAAAAAUAAAAAAAAAACAGACAUAACUGUCCCUUCAGAGGAAUUGAUCCUUUGUAAAUUGAAUCCUACAUUAUUAUCCACCAAUCAAUAUGUUACCUUGUUGGUCUUCCAAAGUGGGGAUUUAAAAUCUCAAAGCAGACUGAGUACCGUGGUAGAAAUCAGAAAUAAAAACUUUAUUUACAGAGCUGCCAGACCAGCCAAAAGCAGGAAGUCAAGGUAGAGAGUCCUGCUGAUUGCCCAGGGGAGCAGGGUGUGGUCUCAGACUGCUCAUGUCAUUCUUUUAUCUCCUACAUCAGAAUUGAUAAGUCGCUGCAGACUGUAAUUACCCCACAGUUCACCCACCAGAGCUCUUGAAUUCUCGUACCAUGACUCGCUGCACACAGUGUUUAUUGCCUCUUCAAAGUGAAACGUUUAUUUCUUUUCCAAAACAUGUAUUUUUCCCUUCACAGCUAUUAAACAGCGACUCAUAAUAUUCACAUUUUUAAGUUGGAUCUCCCGAUUUUGAAUCAUUGCAGAAGGCAUGGGGUACUUGGAACAAAUCUGGUUUAGUCUUUUGAGUAAUAAAUUGACAAUCUGCUAAUGCUUGAAAAGUUAGGUCUAGUUCAUAAUCAUGUGUAAUGGAAGUUUGUUUACCUGUUCCGUCUGUUUUGCUGUUUUCUAUUCUAAAGAAUAUGUAAUUUUGGAACAGCUUCCUGCCCCUAGAGGUGUUCUGGCAGAGGCUAGACAACAACUUGGCAGAAAUGUCAUGCAAGAGUUCAGGUGUCAGAUGGAGGAAUUGGCCAUAUGAUGGUUGAGUGUUUCCCCACCUUGAUUUUCCAUGAUUCUACCUGAAAAAAAAACACCUGUAUCAAGCCUUGCCAGAAAACCUUUUCCUAACUCAGUCUAAUACUGAAUUCUCUCUCCAUUAUCCUCAUUCACUUUUGACUGAGAAGUUGUGAACAUAAUUUAACUUUUCAGGGAAAAGCCACUAAAUGUCCAUGCCUUUGUUGUUCAUUUCAAUCAUUUGCAUUGGGAAAGCAUCUAGAAAUCAUAAAAAUGAAGAGUAUGGACCAAGAAGGCAUGGUAAUUCUUCAACUGCCGUAUAUCCCCAGAUUUUUAUUGUAGCCCAGAAUACUUGUAACUGUACAGUUGAAAGUAAGUAAUACACAGGAAACUGUUAUGUACAAUACUUUGAAACCAAGCAGCAGCAAAGAUUUCCUGACUCAGAUGUGCACACUAAUAGCCAGUUUACAUGAAAUGCUGUGAAUAUUUAGGAAGAGCCCAUUUUAGAAACAUGCAGAGAUUAUCCGGAAAUCAUUGGAAGAAAAGUCACCAGGUUACCUUGUGAGAGGUAGCAAACUAUUAUUCUAGAUUCAUUCACAAAAGAACAAUGUUAGAGACAUUAGGAAUUCAGAUUUUGAAAAUCUUUUCAUUCUAUUUAUUUGUUAUUUACACACCAAAAAAAAAAAAAUGUUACAGUAAUCCCCACUUCAACAUGGCCAUCCUUUUUUUCCAAUUUAACACAAUUUCCCUUCCCAUCAUUGGAAUGGAGUAACUGUUGUAGCAUUUGGGAGUUAUUCUUGUUGAUGUGCAGAUCUUAUCUCGAGGUGUGACUAAGAGCCCAGAGUCUAGGUUUGCAAGGCAGUCUAUAUGAACUCUGAACUUAACUAGUUGGCUCAGAUGUAGUAAAUAGAGUGCAUUGCAAUAGACAUUAUAAGAAAGAAUUCUGUUGUUCUUGUCUGACAAUAUACUGCCAAUUCUCCUUUUGUAAGGAAGAACUAAUUUCGAUAAAUUUUUCAAUGUGAUAGUGUACUUUAAUCUAUAUUAAAAUUCUGUUCGUUUUGAUCAAUAGAUUGAGUUGAGAAAUCCUAAUUAGUAUAUCAUAGACUGGACACAACCAUCUGCCCCCUUUUCCUCUUGUCCUCACAUAGUAUGCGUGGGGAGAGUAAAGAGAACCUAUUCCAGAUUAAUGAAUAAAUGAUUUUUAAAAUUCUACAUUGAACAAAUUGCAGCUGAUAGUGACUUUUCUUUUUCAUUUUCAUGUCAAGCCUCAGGGUAAAAAAAAAUGUAUUUAUAAGAAACAGUUUCAUAAGUCUUGCAGUUAUGAACAGGAAGGUUUUUAUAUUAGUGCAACUUUCUUUUCUAGACUGUUACGGUGAUGAUAAAGCAUUUGGAGCCAUUUUUUAUAUGUGAAUAUAUUGUUUUUACAUGUGGUGAUUAAAGCUUUCCAUAGCAGG
Messenger RNA from Ailuropoda melanoleuca (giant panda), 3938 nucleotides. RefSeq names its product poly(ADP-ribose) polymerase family member 11 (gene PARP11). Lineage: Eukaryota; Metazoa; Chordata; Mammalia; Carnivora; Ursidae. Gene Ontology annotation, molecular function: NAD+ poly-ADP-ribosyltransferase activity. Gene Ontology annotation, cellular component: nucleus. The transcript has 9 exons. The coding region runs from base 369 to 1364 and encodes 331 amino acids. The record is from RefSeq and is a predicted model, not a curated record.